Molecule: messenger RNA, 3274 nt
Organism: Sturnus vulgaris (Common starling)
Lineage: Eukaryota; Metazoa; Chordata; Aves; Passeriformes; Sturnidae
Gene: MFHAS1
Product: multifunctional ROCO family signaling regulator 1
Cellular component (GO): cytoplasm
Molecular function (GO): protein binding
Source: RefSeq, a predicted model, not a curated record
GCUGCCUCGAGGAGCUCGACCUCAGCUUCAACCGCCUGCGCUGCCUGCCUGAGGGCCUGGGCCGUCUGCGGCACCUCCGCACCCUAGACGUCGACCACAACCUACUGUCCUCUUUCCCUGCCCCACUGCUGGAGCUGGCCGCCCUGGAGGAGCUCGACUGUUCCGGUAACCGCCACCUCGGGGCCCUGCCCGAGGGCAUCGCUGCCCUCCGCCGCCUCAAGAUCCUCUGGCUCAGCGGCACUGGGCUGGCAUCUCUGCCCGAGGGUCUCUGCCAGCUGAGUGCCCUCGAGAGCCUCAUGCUGGACGGCAACCGGCUGCAGGCGCUGCCCACUGACUUUGGCAGACUGCAACGACUCAAGAUGCUGAACCUCUCAUCCAACCUGCUGGAGGAGUUCCCCUCUGCCAUCUUGGCGCUGCCCAGUCUGGAGGAGCUCUACUUGAGCCGCAACCAGCUCACCGUGCUGCCCCCUCACCUCUGUCAGCUCCACCAGCUCCGCACUCUCUGGCUGGACAACAACCACAUCCGCUACCUGCCUGACUCCAUCGUGCUCCUCCACAGCCUAGAGGAACUGGUCCUGCAAGGCAAUCAGAUCGCCAUCCUGCCUGAGGGCUUUGGGCAGCUUACCCGUGUCACCCUGUGGAAGAUCAAAGACAACCCCCUCAUCCAGCCCCCCUAUGAAGUAUGCAUGAAAGGCAUUCCCUACAUCGCAGCUUACCAGCAGGAGCUGGCCCAUUCCCAGCCUGCCCUCAAACCCCGCCUCAAACUAGUCCUCAUGGGCCUAAAGGAUGCAGGUAAGACCCUGCUGAGACAGUGUCUCAUGGAGGAAAAUGAGCAGAGAGAGGACUUGGGAAGACUGGAGGCAAGGAACACCCAGCACAGAGGGUUUCCUGGGCAACAGCAGGACAUUGGGAGGGUGACAAUUGGAUGUUGCCCCUUUCCGGAGCCUCAAGACAAUUCCUCAACUCAGGUACCUGUCAUGCAGCAGGUGGCUGAACGGCAGGAUAUCCCUUUUCAUGUGCCCUCUCACCAAGCAAAAGGGGAUACAACAUCCCCUGCACCACCACUGCCACCCAAUGCCCCCGGAGUACUACUAGGACUAUCAGGAGGCAGUAAGGGCAUCGAGGUGUUGGACUGGACAGCAGAUGCAGAGAGGGGCCUGACAUUCAUUGUGUAUGAGCUGGCGGGGGACCCGAGCUGUGAUGUGAUCCAGUCUUUCUUCCUCUCCCCUGGAGCCUUGUACGUGCUGGUGGUGAAUUUGAGUGCCUACAUCCCUCAGCAAUUCUACCCCUCUGUGGGCUAUUUCUUACACUGGCUCAGUUCCAAGGUGCCCCAUGCUGUAGUGUGCAUGGUGGGAACCCAUGCUGACCUCUGUGCAGAGCGGGAGUUGGAAGAGAAGUGCCUGGACAUCCAUCAGCAGAUUGCUCAGCAGGAGAAGAGAGAUGCUGAGGGACUCCAGAGCUUAGUCCAGCAGGUGGAUGAGGCUCUGGGACAGGACUUUGACCUGCGUUGCUCCAGCCCACAUGCUGCCUUUUAUGGGGUUUCAGACAAGAACUUGCGGCGAAAGAAAGCCCAAUUUCAGUAUCUUCUCAACCACCGCCCACAGAUCCUCUCUCCAGUGCUGCCUUUCAGCUGCCUGGACCACUGCCAGGUGCGUCGCCUGCGGGACAAGCUCCUCUCAGUGGCUGAGCACCGGGAUAUCUUCCCAAACCUGCACCGGGUGUUGCCUAAGUCCUGGCAAGUGCUGGAGGAGCUGCACCUCCAGCCUCAAGCUCAGCAGUUGUGGCUUAGCUGGUGGGAUUCUGCCCGGCUGGGUUUGCAGGCAGGCCUGACAGAGGAUCGGCUCCAGAGUGCCCUGUCCUACCUGCAUGAGAGUGGAAAGCUGCUGUACUUUGAGGAGCAUCUCACCUUGCGGGAGCAUGUGUUCCACAACCUGCCACGCCUCAUAGACAUCCUCAAUGUCUUUUGCCAGCGCGAUGCCACCGUGUUGCUCCAGAAACUGCUCAGCGACACCCAGAUUGACGAACUGAGGACCACUCAGCUCCAUCAUUACGUGGAGGGCUUCCUGCUGCAUGGCCUCCUUCCUGCCCAUGUUAUCCGUCUCCUUCUUAAGCCACACGUCCAGAGUCGUGAGGAUCUGCAGCUCAUUCUAGAGCUGCUGGAGAAGAUGGGGCUAUGUUACUGUGUCAACAAGCCCAAAUGCAAGCCCUUAAAUGGGGCGACUGCUUGGUACAAGUUUCCCUGCUAUGUGAAAAACGAGGUGCCCCAUGCGGAGGCUUGGAUCAACGGCACCAGUAUGAGUGGACAGUCCUUCGUGGUUGAGCAGCUGCAGAUUGAAUAUAGCUUUCCAUUCAUUUUCCCACCCGGCUUGUUUGCGCGCUACAGUGUCCAGAUUAACAGCCACGUGGUUCAGCGGUCAGAUGGCAAAUACCAGAUUUAUGCCUACCGGGGAAAGGUACCUGUGGUGGUCAGUUACCGGCCUGCCAGGGAAGCUCUGCAGCCAGACACUCUGUCUAUUGCUAGUCAUGCGUCCCUACCAAAUAUCUGGACAGCUUGGCAAGCUAUUACACCUUUAGUGGAAGAACUGAAUGUCCUGCUCCAGGAAUGGCCGGGCCUGUACUAUACUGUGCAUGUCCUCUGUUCAAAGUGCCUUAAAAGAGGGUCACCCAACCCACACACUUUUCCAGGAGAACUGCUGAGUCAGCCGAGACCAGAGGGAUUGACGGAAAUCAUCUGUCCCAAGAACGGCAGCGAGCGAGUUAAUGUUGCCUUGGUUUACCCCCCCACUCCUACUGCGAUCAGCCCUUGUUCUAAGUGAGACCAGAAAGCAGACUUAUCCCCUAUAAACUGUCACUGCUGGUGCCAAAGGUUUUCCACUGGGCAGAACAUGGCUGAUGUUCUGCAUUGCUCCCAUCUGUCCAGUUGUGGAGUUGAUGCUGAUGGGGAUCAAUGGGACUUUGGAUGCUGAAAGAAAUGCUGUGGGGCAGGGGCAGCUCCCAGGUGGGGGCCUCGUGGCUGGAAUGGAUGAAGUCAUCUGGAGAUUGGAGAUGACAAGGCAUGAAGGAAAAUGAUUGCUGCAGAUGGCAGGGCCGCUGGCCAGAGGGAAAACACUGGGAAUAGGUUUCUGUGGACCCACUGAUCACGUGUUGAAAACCCAUUUGGAUCUCAUGAUGAAUGUAAAAAUAUCCUUAGUAUACCAUUUAAUUCAGACCUGCUUGGAGGAAGGUCUCUUGAAAUGAGCUGUAGCGGGAUUCCCUGGAUUUGUUCCUAGACAAG